Molecule: messenger RNA, 1224 nt
Organism: Saprolegnia diclina VS20
Lineage: Eukaryota; Oomycota; Saprolegniomycetes; Saprolegniales; Saprolegniaceae
Exons: 2
Coding region: 1-1224 (407 amino acids)
Biological process (GO): N-acylphosphatidylethanolamine metabolic process; N-acylethanolamine metabolic process
Cellular component (GO): membrane-bounded organelle; cytoplasm
Molecular function (GO): N-acylphosphatidylethanolamine-specific phospholipase D activity
Source: RefSeq, a predicted model, not a curated record
AUGGAGUCGGCCGACCUUGCCCGCGACUUGGCGCCGGCCCAGCGCGACGCGUCGACGGGGGCGUUUCUUCACCCGCCGCACUGGGGCUUUCGCAUGGUGACGUUCAUGGACUUUGCUCGGUGGAAGUGGAGCACAACCGCGCUCGGACCGCAAGUGCCCACGGACGCCGCCGAGCUCGACAAGGUGCUGCCGGUGCGGACGCCAAACUUUGGCCCUCAAAUUCCGACUGGCAAAGCGCGCAUUACGUGGCUCGGCCAUGCCUCCGUGCUCCUCGAAGUCCCUGUCGGUGCUGAUGGAACGACCGCCACCAUUCUUACGGACCCCGUCUUUGUCGAGCGUUGCAGCCCAUUCCAGUGGGUUGGCCCCAAACGGUACCGCCCCGCGCCGCUUCAAGUUGCGGACCUUCCGCGCAUCGAUGCGGUUGUGCUGAGCCACAACCACUACGACCACAUGGAGACUACAACGCUCACGCAGCUCCGUCUACGGUUCCCAGACCUGCAAUGGUUUGUGCCGUUGGGCAACGCCCACUACUUGACGCCGCUCGGUAUUCCACGCAGCCGGAUCACGGAGCAAAACUGGUGGGACUCGACGACGAUUUCGCUCCACGGCGCAGCCUUUACGUUUUCCCUUGUCCCGGUCAUGCACUGGACGCGCCGCGGAGUGCUCGACACAAACAAGGCGCUUUGGGGCGGCUGGGUCGUCCAAGGUCUUGGCGGCUCCUUCUUCUUCUCGGGUGAUACGGCCUACUGCUCGGCGUUCAAAGCCAUUGGCCACAAGUUUGGCGGCUUCAGCGUCUCGGCGAUCCCGAUUGGCGCCUACGGCCCGCGCGAGGUCUUUAGCGUGCAGCAUUGCGACGUGCCCGAAGCGAUCCAGAUCCACAAGGACGUCCAAAGUCAUUCGUCGCUCGGAAUUCACUGGGGUACGUGGGUCAUGACGGAAGAGUACUAUCUCGAGCCGAAAAUGGAACUGGAGCGGCUCAUGGCGUGCGAGGACUUUACGCCCGACCACGUACCGCUUGACCGCGUGCCGAUCCCGACCAUCAUUCCGGACGAGUUCGACGACGUCGUGUCGCCUGCCUGGCCGGAACAAUCCGCCGCGACGUCUACCGCUCCAAGCGAGACGGACCCACGCGACGCUCACGCCCAAGAUGAUCAAGAUGCCCAAGGCGAUCAAGAUUAUCUUGGGCGUGAGCGUCGCGUGGGUCCGUCUCGCUUGGAGCAGUAG